AUUGGAUCCAGAAGUCUAAAUCUCUACCCGGAUCUUCCUACUUUCAAGCAUAAGGCAGCUAGGGACUCACAUUUCCCUCUGCUUCAAUCUGUGAAGGACAUUGGUGGUUACGCCAGAAAAAGUGGACAUAGCACCUGAACGCACCAGACCCUGCCGGAGCCUGCCAAUCCAGUUACAAUGAUGGAAGAGGAAACAGGUCCCAGUGUGGAAGAUGAUUUUGAAGCACCUGAGGCAACACAUACAGGACCUAAAGGGGUGAUCAAUGACUGGAGAAAAUUUAAAUUAGAGAGUGAAGAUAGAGACACCCUACCUUUGAGCAAGAAAGAGAUCCUUAUCAGGCAAAUGUCCUCACCUCAUCGCUCUUACAGCAAAAAUGAUAUCAGAGACAGACUGAUUCGAAAGAUGAGCAUGCAGGAGUACGAACUAGUUAACGGUGAAAAAGAAGAUGAAACUUGUCUACGGAAAUAUCGGAAGCGUUGUAUGCAGGACAUGCACCAGAGGUUGAGCUUUGGGCCUAAAUAUGGCUACCUUUUCGAGCUGCAAAGUGGGGAGCAGUUCUUGGAGACCAUUGAGAAAGAGAGAAAAACCAUUACCAUCAUUGUCCACAUUUAUGAAGAUGGUAUCAAGGGCUGUGAGUUACUCAACAGCAGUUUGGCCUGUCUUGCUGCCGAAUACUUCAUGGUGAGAUUCUGCAAGAUCAAGGCCUCUAAUACAGGGGCUGGAGACCGUUUCUCUGCUGAUAUUCUCCCAACACUUCUUGUCUACAGAGGUGGGGAGCUUGUAAGCAAUUUCAUAAAUGUAGCUGAACAUUUCAACGAGGAGUUUUUUGCAGUGGAUGUGGAAAUGUUCUUAAAGGAGUAUGGGUUGCUACCUCAAAAGGAAUUUGGGACUGGCAACAUUGAGGAGAAAGAGUUUGAAUAGUUGAUGAAAUAUCAAAUUCUUUGAUAUUUCAUGCCCCACCCCAGUAUAUACUGCAGCUGGAGUUCAGCAGGGCCUUUGUUCAUUUAGCAAAUGCUGACUGUUCUUAUGCACUGUAUACAUAUAUAGAAGCAACAGUAUGAGGCUGAGUACUUCAGCUGUAUACAAACACACACACAUAUACCAUAAUACCAAAAGUUUUAUAGAAAAAGUACAAUUAUAAAAAUAGUGAGAUGCAGACAAAAAUUGCUGACUUGCUUGCUCAUACAGACACCCUAUUUGAUGUUUUUAAAUGCCAGAUAUAACCUUCAAACCUUUCAGGCCAAGUUCCUUGUGAUUUAAUCUUGAUAAAAGGCUGGGAAACAAGCACAAAACGAUAGGAAGGACUCCAAAACAAGCAGAUGCAAAGUUAGCAGAUGCAGAAUUCCCCAAGGUAGCCUAAGGAUUUGCAAGAUGGAGAGGUUUUCAUAAAUUAACCUGGAUUGACUGGGGCAUACAUGGUUAUCAGUCAUCUGCAGGGAUGGGUGGGUGAAGAAAGAAAUAGCAGCAGGCAGGAUUUAGGAUCCACAAUAAUGAGUUGGCUGGAGUCCAGUAGAUAUGGGAAGUUGUACAGGCUAAGCCUCCAGAGAUGUCUGGGUGGAGCACCACAGCCGUCAACUAGUGGGUGGUCAGGAAGACUCAGAAGAUUUUGACAGGGAGGUGAUUAGGAGUGUGGGGAGGCUAUGAAGCAUUAGGCAGGACAGGGACAAGGAGGCAUCAAAUUAGGAAGACAGACAGAUGCUGUGGAAAGAAAAAACUCUUACAAUGCUGCAAUGUCACUUCCAGGUAGGAAUCUGGAAGUGAUGUUGCUACAUUACACGACACUCUAGGAAUUUCUCUAACCUCUGUAGUUUUUUUAUUGUAGAAUUUCAGAAAAAUCUUAGAGCGUCAUGGACACUGGGCUGGCAACCCUAAACUUAAUUCACUUACCCUCUUUUCAUCAUUGUACAUGAAGCUGAGUAUCGUCCACACAGGUCUCUUAUUUUUUGCACAGGAAAAACUUGACUCAAAAACUGCACAGAAAACAUUACAAGUCAGAGGUGGUUAAAAAUAAUGUGAUACUGUAACACUAACAGGUAAAAUAUUUUGCAUGUUUGCAAAUAAUAUAGAAACCACAAAGCACAUGUUUCUAGUUCACUUUUUACAAUUGUAAAAAUAUAGACAUUCAGUUACUUCUGGGAAAGAAAUAUGAAAAAACACUGCAGAUACACAACUAGCAUCUUUGUCAGAUACUACUGUGUUAUGUUACAAGCUAUUUUAAAAGUGUAAAAAGUGUAAUUUACUAAGCCUCUAUAUUUUGUGUUAGUGUAAUAAAUAAAGGAUAUCAAAAAUGCACUUUUUAAAAA
This is a messenger RNA of Sphaerodactylus townsendi, 2303 nucleotides long. RefSeq names its product phosducin (gene PDC). The coding region runs from base 178 to 921 and encodes 247 amino acids. NCBI's taxonomy places the organism in Eukaryota, Metazoa, Chordata, Lepidosauria, Squamata, Sphaerodactylidae. The transcript has 4 exons. Gene Ontology annotation, biological process: regulation of G protein-coupled receptor signaling pathway. The record is from RefSeq and is a predicted model, not a curated record.